AUGAUGAUGCAAGACUCUUCUUCCUCUUCUUUACCUCCUCUCCUCCGUAUCCUCUCCAAACUCAAAUCAAUUCUCGUUUCCAAAGAAGGCGUUGGAAAAGGAAAAUUCGACCUCCUUUUCUUCGCCUUCUCGUUCGUGCUUUUGUGUUUGUUCUCGACGACUGCGCUGAGCAACCAAGCGUACGUGGACGAGAACGGAUUGCUCUUAGGAAGCACGAAAACUGGGUUCGACCGCAAAAACGGCGAACGGGCGAGUAAAUAUUCGGAGUUGCUUCUGAAAACGGGAAGCCUGAGAGAAGCGAAAGAGGUUUUGGUGAGAGAUAUUUUGUUGGCGGAUUUCGAUGGUGUUGACGACUCGUCGGACGAGGUGACGGUGCGCGACUUCGCGGCGCACGCCGUCGCUCGAGCAAAGUUCGGAGACGGGAGAGAAUCCAUCGCAAUUGUCGCACCGAUCGGAUGUUUAGAAGAAGAAGAAGUUAAAGGAGGAGGAGGAAAAGGAGGUGAUGAUAGAAUUAAGGAAGAAGAAGCGGACGCGGUCGCGUUGGCGUUGGAGGUGUUCUUUUACGUCAAGUCGCGAAAGGUGAAAUGGUUGGGACGGGACGUGGUGUUGGUCGUACCGACGUGCUUUGCGUAUUUGGAAGAAGGACAACCAGUUUCGAAAAUUCGCGCGACGGAGAAGUGGGUGGAGACGUAUUUAGAGGGCGAAGAAGAAGAAGAAGAAGAAGAGGAUGGUAGUGGCGGUGGAGGUAACGCUGCGGGUAAUCGAAAAAACAAAAAGAAGGAUGUCUUUUUUCGCGCCGGGCAGAUCCACCAAGCGUUUGGCAUCGAAACCCCAAACGGAAUGAAAAGUUUUAAAAGGUCGAGAUCGACGAUGUUCGCUAAACUUCACGGAUGGAACGGAGCCUUGCCGAAUCAAGACAUAUUUGAAGUGGCAAAGUUUGCCUCGCGAAUGGGGCGGGGGACGUCGGCGGGAUUUAGCGUACAAGGGACGCACGUCAUUGAUGCGACGAAGAAGACAAAAUGGGAGAAGUGGAUGGAGCACACGAAAGCGUGGACAUCGUUUGCGAAAUUAUCGGUAGUUGGUAAGCCAACCGGUGUUCACGGUGCGUUUAAAGUGAAAUCGAUAGAUUCGUUUACAAUGGUAUACGAUAAAGAGGAAGGCGGCAGCGAGGUGGAUGACGAAGGAGCGAAAGGUGGAGACUAUCGCAUAGAAAAUUACCUCGCCUGCGGCAUCGCGUUAGAAACGGCUAUUCGAGCGUGUAAUAAUCUCGUCGAGCAGUUACAUCACGCUCGGUUUGAGUACGUGCUCAUUGGGAAUGACAGAUAUGUAGGCGUUGCUGAGUUGGCUGGAACGCUCGGCGUCAUGCUCGUCGCGUUGGGCAUCAAGACGUUGAAAGCGUACGAAUAUGAAAAAUGGGUGAUUUUGUCUUCUUCAUCUUCUUCAUGGUCCGUUAAAGAGGUCUUCACUGCGGUGAAAAUAUUCACAUUCGUACUCUUAAUGGUUGUGUUAAUCGCGUUGGCGUAUUUUAACAUCGCCUUGGGUCUUUGCGUAGCAACAUUGGGCGUGCCAAUUUGCUUAGCCGUGCCCGAGACCCAAGAGGAGAAAAAGAAGAAAAAGAAGGAAUAA
Bathycoccus prasinos is the source of this 1626-nucleotide messenger RNA. RefSeq names its product Glycosylphosphatidylinositol anchor attachment protein GAA1 (ISS). Gene Ontology annotation, biological process: attachment of GPI anchor to protein. Gene Ontology annotation, cellular component: GPI-anchor transamidase complex; membrane. The record is from RefSeq and is a predicted model, not a curated record. The transcript has a single exon. The coding region runs from base 1 to 1626 and encodes 541 amino acids. Lineage: Eukaryota; Viridiplantae; Chlorophyta; Mamiellophyceae; Mamiellales; Bathycoccaceae.